UGUCAUCUGUCUUUGGUCAUGUGCACACUAGCAAACUUGGAUGGUCUAGCAUCUAUUCACACGCUCCAACCACCAGCUCAGUUCCUGCCAAGACUCUAGUUUCAUCACCCACACACAAUUGAAGCAAUGAAACAGCACGUGGUGGAAUUCAUCUCCGCGGUUAGCAAGAACAAUUAUCCUCACUCGUUAUGGCAUGGCAUCAUCUCCUUCCUCUUCGUCGCAGUUUCCUCCUAUAGUCCGCCUAUGCCGGGCUGCCCUGUAUCAAAUCCCAAAUCUGCCAAGUAUAUAGCCACGCGCGGGCGCUACCUUUCCGUCACCGACGCGGUCAACAAGCUCGCGCACAGAUCCAGCCACACUCGCUCAAAGAGUAGCUAGAAGCUUGAGCCAGAAACGGACUGCGGUCCGCGGAGGACUGACGAACCAUGGCGCUUGCCGCAAGCACUGGUCGUCAGGCAGCUUCCUGCGUUCGAGCUGAUGGCCCGGGGGCGGCAGACCGCGGCCGCCCUGGAAGCACUGCUCCAGGGUGCGCUCACAGACCCGACCGUACCGCCGCACGGCGGCCUGCAACUGAAGGGGCUCACCGCGCAGAUCCUCCGCUGCUGCGACCGCGCGCUCGACUCGCUCCGCGGCGAGGGCGUUGUCGUCGACGCCGCCGGCGGUGGCUGGCCGAGCAGGAAGCGAAGGUCGCCGCCCUGCGCAGAAGCUCUCAUCAGAGGAAGCCCAGAUCUAGACGGAGGGUGCGUGCGAGCGGUGCAGAGAUGCCCACAAGAGUUGAGAAGAGGUGCACGGCGGAGGACGGGUUCCUGUGGAGGAAGUACGGGCAGAAGGACAUCCGGAACAGCAAGAGUACCCAAGGUGCGUUCGUUAUUCUCAAGAUUCAGUCGAAAGAUGAUGGUAAGAAGGAAGACUUAUUGUCCGGUCUUGCGACGGUGCAGGCAGUACUUCCGGUGCUCCUACAAGUACGACAACGGCUGCAAGGCCGCGCGGCAGGUGCAGCAAUCGGAGACCGACCCCUCCCUCUACGUCGUCGCCUACUUCGGCGAGCAUACCUGCGGCAAGGACGCCGCCGUUGCCGCCUUAGGUGGCGCUGAUGACGACAACAUGCAGAAGUCGUUGGUCAUCAACUUCGGUUGCAGCUCCGCGAGCAGCGGCUCGCCCUGGCCCUCCUCCUCCUUCGAGGAUGAUGUCUAGAGCGAGGCAUCGGCCUCGCAACCAGUGUGGCAAAUCUAGGAUUUCAAGUUAGGAUGGUCUGAUGAAGCAAUUUUUUAAAAUAUUUUUUAAUAAGUCAAUCUAAUCCUAUAAAAUUAUAAAUUGUAUAAAAUUAUAAAAUUAUAGUUUCUCACUUUUCACCUUCUCAA
Messenger RNA from Panicum hallii, 1358 nucleotides. RefSeq names its product WRKY transcription factor WRKY51-like. The transcript is spliced from 2 exons. Bases 475 to 1191 code for a protein of 238 amino acids. Gene Ontology annotation, biological process: regulation of DNA-templated transcription. Gene Ontology annotation, molecular function: DNA-binding transcription factor activity; sequence-specific DNA binding. NCBI's taxonomy places the organism in Eukaryota, Viridiplantae, Streptophyta, Magnoliopsida, Poales, Poaceae. The record is from RefSeq and is a predicted model, not a curated record.